Messenger RNA from Carcharodon carcharias (great white shark), 2332 nucleotides. RefSeq names its product HAUS augmin-like complex, subunit 5 (gene haus5). The transcript has 20 exons. Lineage: Eukaryota; Metazoa; Chordata; Chondrichthyes; Lamniformes; Lamnidae. Gene Ontology annotation, cellular component: centrosome; HAUS complex. Gene Ontology annotation, biological process: centrosome cycle; spindle assembly. Bases 39 to 2105 code for a protein of 688 amino acids. The record is from RefSeq and is a predicted model, not a curated record.
UGCGCAGCACCGGACACGUAAGGUCACGCGGGAGGACGAUGCGCCUGACGUCACGGCGUAACGAAGCGCAGCCAGGAAAAAUCCGGCGGGAAAAACAAAGCGGGGUGAUGGAGGACACAGCCAGGAAGCUGAAGAAUUGGGCGGCCGAGAUGGGAGUCCCUGCUCAGAACAUGCCUUCUGACGCUGCGUUGCGAAAUCUGUGUAGCGGCCAGUGUCAAGAAAUCUGGGAAUAUAUCGUGCACCACAUCAAAACGAAAGAGAAGGUGAAAAACAUCAAAGGCAAUCUGGAAUGCCGGAGGCUGGACUGCACUGAGGUUAAAUUGUCAGGCAAGGAGCAAGGGAAGAGGAGGAAGCUUAUGGAACAGUUGCUGUCUCUGAGGGCUGACAUUGAGCAGCUGGAUGAAAGUGCGGACAGAGAGCAGCAGGACAUCGAGGAGCAAGCACUGAAGGAGACUCGCGAGAGGCUGCAGGAUCUGAAACAGCGGAACAUGUUGCUAAAAGCAUUCCUGCAGCGGACAGUUAGCCAGAGGAAGAACCUACAGGAGCAAAGCAAGAAGGUGGGCGAUCGGCUGCAUGCCUUCACACAGAUCAGCAGUAAAGCAGAACAAGAGAUCGAGUUGGGCAAUGCACAGGAUGGUACGUUGUGGUCAGGCAGAGGCCAAGAGCCUGAGGUCCUGCGAGAUGUUCGGAGAACUUGUUGCACAAGAUUUCACUUCCUGAAGUCAUUAUAUGAGGAACAGGCGAAUGGACCAGGAGGCAUGGGUGAUGUAGGUCAUGAUCUGAGGAGUACCAAUUAUCAUCAGUGGCUGAGCCAGGUAGAGGGGGUUAAUGCGACACACCCACCGAACCACAUCCUUGCAGCAUUGGAGAGUCUCGCGGCUGAGAAUAAAGAGGAGCUGAUGGAACUCCAAUCAAAAGUGGACGUGGUGAAGGACAUGGAGGCUCUGAGGUUCUCUUACAGUUGUUCCCGCCUGCAGGAUGUCUCGGAGCCUCUGCCUGUUCUCCGUUCAGUGAAGUCUUUGCUCGAUGAGCGAUGGCGGGACUGUGAGGUGAGGGCGGUGGAGAAGAUUGGGGCUGUCCGACGUGACAGGGAGGCGAGCUCCAGGCUGACGUCGCUGUCCCGGGAGUUUAACCUGCUGCUGGAAGAGCAACACGGGCACAGCGCUGAGCUCCUGGCGACUGUCAGGGAGGCCUUGGAGCUGGAGCUGAGUAUCACGGAGAGGAGAGCGUACUGCCAGGAGCUGUUGGAACAGGCCAACCUCUUAACCAAGUCCAUCUCUGCCAAGAAGUGUGAGAUCCAGACCCUGCUGCAGAAACACAGCCGCAUCGUCGACUUCCAGGCGCUGGUGGACACCAAACAAGAUCUUAUCCGAGCUUUAGUGAAAGGGAAUUCGUCAGCGAAGAGUCAGUUGAUGAAGACACAGGUGGAGAUUGGCUCCUUUGUUGAGCAGAAGCUUGGAAAGCACGAGGAUGGGAUCCGGUCGCUAACUGAGGACCUACACAACUCGGUUAGCAGGGAAGUGAAUCUCUUCACUGGCAUCUCGCUACCUAACCUGGAUCGCAGGGUUGUGCAAGAGUCGCAGAGGGUUCCUGUACACAAGCUGUCCAUUCACAGACUGGACUCUUCAUUUAACAAGCCUCACUUCUUCCGGGAAGUCAAGAAGACUUUAUACUUCCCCCUCUACAAGGCCGCUGAGUUCCUGGUAGAGCGUGCAGCUGAGGUGAAAAUGGAGGCACUGUUUGUGAGGGUGAUCCUGCAGCAACAGAGAGAUGCACUGCAGACACUGCAAAGACAGUACAGCAUCACUCCGGUCACUGACGCCGACGCUCUGAUUGAGCGAGUCCAGCGACUGGAUGAGGAGUGCAGUAAGACGUCUAUUCCAAAUAUCCGCAAAAUCUCCUAUAAGUGCGAUCAAGCCAUUCACUUUACUGAUGAGCUACGGAAUGAUGUCCAGGACUGGUGGCUGCAGCCCGCCCAGUUCUUGCUGCCCUGGGUCAAGAAACACGGACACAAUGUCCAGGAAUGGAUUCACAAGUGGCAUGACCUGAUUCACCGGGGACUGAUGCAGACUCGGGGAGGGACUUACUCUGCGAAACCCUGCUAACGGUCACCGUGAGCUGCUGGUGUCAAUAUUGACCCAUUCACCGGUGACGAGCCGAGAUCUCCCCACACUCUACGCCUGCUUUGCCUGCAACUCGAGAUGUGAUGCUGGGCGAUGGGACAGAAUCUCCUCUUCCAAAUCCUACUCAGUGGUCACCUGGGUAGGAAGGGGACCUUCAUACUGAAACACUGUUUAUAUGUUUGGAAAUAAAGGCAAUUAUUUGGAGCAAA